Molecule: messenger RNA, 491 nt
Organism: Austrofundulus limnaeus
Lineage: Eukaryota; Metazoa; Chordata; Actinopteri; Cyprinodontiformes; Rivulidae
Product: thrombospondin-3a
Biological process (GO): cell adhesion
Molecular function (GO): calcium ion binding
Source: RefSeq, a predicted model, not a curated record
AACAUUAGACAGAUUAUAUAAACUGUAAAAUAUUAAUAAUAAAUUUCAUAUUAUUAAUAUAGUUAUAUUGUCAGUGCUUUUUUUCCCCACUAUGUUUCCAACAUGUACAGUAAUGUUAAAUCCAGGCUCUUUACGGUGGUCCAGUAGAUAUGACCUCGUUGGUAAAUGAGCCGAACAGCGCCCCCUGCUGGAUGUCAGGCUGUAACUGCACCGUCUCUCUGUCUCAGGGUUCGUACAAAUGUGGAGGCUGUAAACCUGGUUUCCUUGGCAACCAAACCUCCGGAUGCUUCCCCAGGAAGUCGUGCUCUGCGUUGACCUUUAACCCCUGUGACAGCCACGCCCACUGCUCCAUGGAGAGGAACGGAGAGGUGUCCUGCAGGUGUAAUGUGGGCUGGGCAGGAAAUGGACACACCUGUGGGAUGGACACGGACAUCGAUGGAUACCCAGACCGGUCUCUGCCCUGCAUGGACAACAACAAACACUGCAAACAG